Daphnia pulex (common water flea) is the source of this 1227-nucleotide messenger RNA. RefSeq lists its product as uncharacterized. Bases 87 to 1142 code for a protein of 351 amino acids. Lineage: Eukaryota; Metazoa; Arthropoda; Branchiopoda; Diplostraca; Daphniidae. The record is from RefSeq and is a predicted model, not a curated record. The transcript is spliced from 7 exons. Gene Ontology annotation, molecular function: heme binding; oxygen binding.
AAUGACUUGAUGGCCGAAAAAUAUAAAAAGGAACAUCGCGCGAAUCCAAGAGCAUCAGUCUGAUAUUUUCAGAAGACAAUUGCAACAUGCAGUUCCUCAAGAUCGCUCUUUUCUUUGCCUUGGUGGCUCUUGCCAGCUCCUCCUCUUCCUGCUCUCAGGCUCCCGGAACCACCAUUACCAGCGUUACCACGACCGUCACCACUGUGACAGCCGAUGAAGACAGCGACAGCGGACUCCUCAGCUCACACGAACGCAGCAUCAUCCGCAAGACCUGGGACCAAGCCAAGAAGGACGGAGAUGUUCCUCCUAAGAUCCUCUUCCGCUUCAUCGUCGCCAACCCCGAAUACCAAAAGAUGUUCAAGUCCUUCGCCACUGUUCCCCAGAACGAACUUAUGGGCAACGGAAACUUCUUGGCUCAGGCCUACACCAUCUUGGCCGGUUUGAACGUCGUCAUCCAGUCCCUGUCCAGCCAGGAGCUUUUGGCUAACCAAAUCAACGCUCUCGGAGGUGCUCACCAGCCCCGCGGAGCUACCCCCAUCAUGUUCGAGCAAUUCGGUGCCAUCACUGAAGAAGUCCUGGCUGAAGAGCUCGGCAUCGCCUUCAACGCUGAAGCCAGACAGGCCUGGAAGAACGGUAUGCGCGCUUUGGUCGUUGGCAUCUCCAAGAACCUCAAGAAAGCCGAAGAUUUGGCUGAUCCUCAGACCAAGUUGACCCCCCAUCAAAUUCAUGAUGUCCAGAGAAGCUGGGAAAACAUCCGUGCCAACCGCAACUCUUUGGUCUCCGCCAUCUUCGUCAAGCUCUUCAAGGAGACUCCUCGCGUCCAGAAGCACUUCGCCAAGUUCGCCAAUGUCGCUGUCGAUUCUCUGUCCGGCAAUGCCGAUUACGAGAAGCAAGUCGCCUUGGUCGCUGACCGCCUGGACACCAUCAUUUCCGCCAUGGACGAUAAACUGCAACUGUUGGGCAACAUUAACUACAUGCGUUACACUCACCAGCCUCCUCGUGCCAUCCCUCGCCAGACUUUCGAGGACUUUGCCCGUCUUCUUAUCGAUGGCCUUACUGCCAGCGGAGUCUCUGCUGAUGACAUGGACUCGUGGAAGGGCGUUCUGACCAUCUUUGUCAACGGUGUUUCCCCCAAGCAAUAAAAACAGCUCUGCUGCUCUUCCCCAUUUAUUUUGAAUAAAAAAUUUACAACGUGCCUAUUGCAUCCAAUAAAUGGAAUAAAUAAAA